AUAAACCGCUAUCUAUCCUACUCUUCUUGCUGUUCAAACUGCUGUGAUUAUACUUCGAGUUCCCUAAAAAGUCUUUGAUACUACCACGUUGGCGGCCGUAGUGCAUCCGCGCAUCGCGAUGGCUGGAGACGACAAUGUCACGGUGGCCUCCAACGUCCUGGGCACCAUUGGGACGGUGCUCUGGUGCAUUCAACUAAUCCCGCAAAUCUGGUAUAAUUGGAAACAGAAGAAGACCGAUGGACUUCCACCCUUGAUGAUGUUUCUCUGGGCUGCUUGUGCGGUCCCCAUGGGAGCAUAUAUGAUACUGCAGGGAGUGAAUAUACCGCUACAGAUCCAGCCCCAGAUAUUCGGGUUCUUCUCUCUUGUGAGCUGGGGUCAGGUUCUGUAUUACGGCCAUGCAGCCGAUACAGUCGCCGCGCAGCGACGGCUGUGGUUGUCGGCGCUGCGGUCCUGUUUGAUCCCGUACGACAAGGGAGUCACCUGGCCCGACCUGAUCGUCGGCAUCGUGGCCGCCAUCCUGUUGGGACUGGGGCUCGUCCCGCCGUAUUUCGAGCUCUGGAAGCGAGAUGGCCGGGUGGUCGGAUUCAAUUGGGUCUUCCUGUCUAUCGACACCUUCGGAGGGCUGUUUUCCCUCUUUGCAUUGGCGGCGCAGGGUUCCUUCGAUGUUCUGGGAGGGAUCAUGUACAUUGUUGUCGUCGUCCUGGAAGGAGGGAUUUAUGCGAGCCACAUUGUUUGGCGGAUUCGAUAUCGCGCUGUGCGGAGGGAGGCGAAGGCCACGGGCAAGAGUAUUGAUGAGGUGCUUGCAGAACGGUCUCGGUGCUUGGGUGGUGCUUCUGAUCCGGGGAAUCUGAAGGGUCCUGUUGCUGGCUCGUCGGAGAGUCGAGAGAGUGGGUGUGAUGGAGAUGUGGUCCCUUGAUACUGACGGGUCUACGAAGUGUAUAUUGUGAGUGGUGUUCUCCACUUGGAUUUCUUUUGGGAAGAAAAGAAUAUAUGAUUGUUUUG
This is a messenger RNA of Aspergillus japonicus CBS 114.51, 1002 nucleotides long. RefSeq names its product PQ-loop repeat-containing protein. The transcript is spliced from 7 exons. The coding region runs from base 119 to 916 and encodes 265 amino acids. The record is from RefSeq and is a predicted model, not a curated record. NCBI's taxonomy places the organism in Eukaryota, Fungi, Ascomycota, Eurotiomycetes, Eurotiales, Aspergillaceae.